Molecule: messenger RNA, 1140 nt
Organism: Pieris macdunnoughi
Lineage: Eukaryota; Metazoa; Arthropoda; Insecta; Lepidoptera; Pieridae
Source: the annotation of a GenBank genome assembly
AUGGCUGACGAUAAAGAAGUUGAGAAAACUAUUGCUGAAGACUUGGUAGUCACCAAGUACAAAUUAGCCGGGCAAAUUGUUAACCGUGUCCUGGAACAAGUAAUUGCUAAAUGUGUUCCCGAUGCCAGUGUCAGAGAAAUAUGCGAAUUUGGUGAUAAACUUUUGUUAGAUGAAACUUCUAAAGUAUUUAAGAAGGAAAAAGAUUCUAAAAAGGGUAUAGCGUUCUCAACAUGUGUCUCCGUAAACAACUGUAUUUGCCACUUCUCGCCUAUCCCAAGUGAAUCGGAUUAUGUCCUAAAGCUUGGAGAUCUUGCUAAGAUUGACCUUGGAGCUCAUAUAGAUGGAUUCAUUGCCGUGGUGGCACACACUGUUGCAGUUGGUGGUGGAGAAGUAUCAGGCCGGGCUGCUGAUGUCUUGCUUGCAGCUCAUCAUGCUAGUGAAGCCGCCUUGAGAUUGUUACGGCCUGGAAAUGAGAAUUAUGCUAUAACUGAUGUUGCACAGAAAAUAAGUGCAGAGUAUGGUUGUAAGCCUAUAGAAGGAAUGCUCUCUCACCAACUGAAGCAGUUCAGGAUUGAUGGUGAGAAGAGCAUUAUUCAGAACCCAACUGAAGCACAGAGAAAGGAACAUGAAAAGGCUACAUUUGAGACAUAUGAGGUUUACGCAAUGGAUGUUCUUAUUUCUACUGGAGAAGGUGUGGGACGUGAAAUGGAUACUAGAUGUACAAUAUACAAGAAAACUGAUGAGAUCUAUCAAUUAAAAUUAAAAGCAUCAAGAAUGUUUUACAGUGAGGUUCGCAACAAACAUGGAUCAAUGCCAUUUAAUCUAAGAAGUUUUGACAAGGAGACAAGUGCAAGACUGGGAGUUGUUGAAUGUGUCAACCACAAGCUUAUUGAACCUUUCCAGGUCCUUUAUGAGCGUCCUGGUGAGUUGGUAGCUCAAUUCAAGUUUACAGUGUUGCUAUUGCCAAGUGGCACUCACCGUAUCACUGGCCUGCCUUUUGACAAAGCUCAAUGCAACACCGAGCGUACAAUCAAGGAUCCAGAACUCAAUGCCCUUCUCAACUCAUCCACUAAAUCUAACAAAAAGAAGAAAAAGAAAGCUGGAGCUGAAGAGCCAAUGGAAGUAGAGACGGCUGCCUAG